AUGCCUUUAUUAAAAAUUUUUGAAAUAAUCGAAAAUCUCCUUGGAUUUGUUGACAACGAACCACCACCACAACAUCAUCAUAGAUCAAAACAUAGACGAUCCGAAACAAUAGAUAUUCAGACUAAUUCCAUCAAUCAUACUUCCGUUAUAUUAUCAGAUUCUUCUACUAAUCAGUUACAACGAAAAUCACCUCGUCAAACACUUCCAUCUCCACAUAAUAUUCGUGGUCCAUCAUGGUGGUUAUCAUUAAUAUUUUUACUUAUAGCAACUGUUAUUGGUUUUCAAGCUGGUCUUGUUCUACUUUGUAAUGUUAAACGUUGUAUAACUGAUGAAUUAUCAUCUGGACAUGAUACAAAUAAUUUAUUAAAUAAUAAUCGAUCAAAUACAGUACUUGUUUCAUCAAUUAAUUUACCACGUGUAUCACAAAAAAAACAAUUAAUUCUUAUAGCUGUUAUGACAAGUAAAGAUUUUUUAACAACACGUGCACCAACUGUUAUGCGUACGUGGGCAGAUAAAGUACCUGGUCAAGUUAUAUUUUUUUCUAGUGAAGGUUCAACAACAAAUGAUUCACGUAUCAAUCUUGUUAGUUUACCAUCAGUUACAGAUACAUAUCCACCACAGAAAAAAUCGUUUCUUAUGAUGAAAUAUAUCUAUGAUCAUUAUUUAAAUAAAUUUGAAUGGUUUAUGCGUGUUGAUGAUGAUGUUUAUAUACGAACAGAUAAUUUAGAAAAAUUACUUCGUUCAAUAGAUAAUCGUAAACCUUAUUAUAUAGGUCAACCUGGUAUGGGAACAAAAGAAGAAUAUGGAAAAUUAGCUUUAGCAGAAAAUGAAAAUUUUUGUAUGGGUGGUCCUGGUAUAAUAUUAUCACGCGAAACUUUAGCUCGUUUUACUCCACAUAUUAAAAAAUGUUUAAAGAAUUUUUAUACAUAUCAUGAAGAUGUUGAACUUGGUCGUUGUGUACAUAAAUAUGCAAAUACAUCAUGUACAUGGUCAUAUGAAAUGCAACAUAUUCUAUUUAAUCAUCCAAAUAAAACGGAUGGUUAUCGAGCUUCAAAUCUUGUUUCAACAGAUAUUUUACGUGCUGUUAGUCUUCAUUCAAUAAAAGAUAUACGUGUAUUUACACGUGUACAUAAUUUUGCUCUACAACGAAGAAUUAUUGAACUUGAACAACGAAAUAUGUUAUUAAAUCGUCAAAUAUAUGUUUAUGAUCAAAUUCUUUCGAUACAAAAUCAAAUAAAAUCUUAUGCGAAAAAUCUCUCGAAAUUAAUACAAAAAACUAAAAAUGAACAAAUUAAAAUCAAACUAAAACAACAAUAUAAAGUAUUAAAUAUGCCUGAUCAACAUAUUGCUGAACAAAUUAUGUCAUUAUAUAAUAAUACAUAUCGAUUAUUUACUGAUAAUAAUAAUCAACAACAAGAUUCUCAUUUAUGGAAUGUUAUACAGAAAUAUUUUAAUCAAACUCUUCAAUCAUCAUCGUCAACGUCAAUAUCAAAUGAUACCAUAUUUCCAUUUUUAUUUGAUCCAUCUCUAUCAAUUAUAACAAAUAAUAAUAAUCAUGAUUAUUUAACACGUACAAAAACAUUAAAUAAUUAUCAUAAUAAAUUUUCACGACAAAAAAAUGAUAGUUUAUAUGAAAAAACUUUACCGAGUAUCUAUACAUUAUUUACUGCUAGCCAAUAUACGGCUAAUACAGAAUUACCUGUUCGUUCAAUUGAACCAGCAUAUAGACAAUGUUUUGAUGAAGUUGUUCGAACAUAUAUGGAAGAAGUAAAUAAAAUUUCAAGAAAUAUGGGUCGAUUUUUAGAAUAUAAAAAGACUUUAUAUGGCUAUUAUAAAUAUGAACCGAAAUAUGGAAUGAAUUAUAUACUUGAUUUAUUUCUUAUUUAUAGAAAAUAUUCUGGAAAAAAAAUGUCGGUACCUGUACGAAAACGUGUAUAUGUUGUGCAAAAAUUUCGUCCGCUUUACUUUCGUGAAUUAUCCUCAUCAUAUUCAAGUGCAAUAUUAUCUUCUUCGGGAGCUGGUUCUCCUAAUCUUGUUAAUAUAACUUCACCGGUGAUUACGAAAAUAAAUUCUUCUUCUUCUCCUUCUUCUUCCUCGUCUUCGUCUGUUCCUAUAAAUAUGAUUGUACCUGUUAGUGGACGUCUUUCGACACUUAAACGUUUAUUGACUAAUUUUGAUCAUAUUGUGCUGCGUACUAAUGAUUCAGAUUUUCUUAAUAUACAUCUUUAUAUUAUUCUUAUGGAAACAGCUGAAGAUAGUGGUGAACGUAUGUCAACAAUAGUUGAUUAUGUUAAACAAUUUAUUAAAAAUCGUCAAGCAACACGUAUACAUUUAAUUGAAGUUGAAAAUGGAAAUUUUACACGAGGUUAUGCACGUUCAUAUGGUGCAUCUCGUUUUAAUGAUACAGAUCUUUUAUUUUUUAUUGAUCUUGAUAUGAUAUUUACUCGAGAAUUAUUUUCACGUAUACGUCAUCAUACUAUUCUUCAUAAACAAGUCUAUUUUCCAAUUAUAUUUAGUCAAUAUGAUCCAAAUUAUUGGGAAACAAAAGAAAUUCAAAGAAAUUUUUCAUUAUUUCAUUUAUCUGAUGAUAUGGGUUAUUGGCGUCAAUAUGGUUUUGGUAUGCUUGGAAUUUAUAAAUCUGAUUUAGGAUCAAUUGGAAAUUGGAAUGUUGAAAUAAGUGGUUGGGGUAAAGAAGAUGUUGAAAUCUAUGAUAAAUUAGUUCAAUCACCAACAUUAAAAGUCUUUCGUACAAUUGAUACAAGUUUAAUGCAUGUUUUUCAUACAAAAGAAUGUUCACCCACGUUACAUGAUGAUCAAAUGAAAAUGUGUAAAGGAACAAAAUCGAUUACAUUAGGAUCACAACGUAUAUUAGCUAAACAUGUUCUAAAAAUGAUUGAGCUCAAUAAAAUCUGA
Molecule: messenger RNA, 2913 nt
Organism: Adineta steineri
Lineage: Eukaryota; Metazoa; Rotifera; Eurotatoria; Adinetida; Adinetidae
Source: the annotation of a GenBank genome assembly